CUAGGACCCUUCAUCGUCCGACACGAGUACUCCUCCCCGGCCAUGAAAUUUUGCUGCUACGAACAUACAAUGUACGCAGAGCGCCCAAUUAUCCGAUUCUCCGGUUGUCCCUGGAAUUUGGGUUUGUGGGUAUUCUUGAAGUGACGAUCUUUCCUUCCAUGGUGUUUGGGCUCCUCUGCUUGUGUAGAAGUUAACUGAACGAGGAAACAUUCGAUUAUCUCUCCGAAGCUUGUCGAGCUCAGAAGCUUGCCCGUCUUAUCAAUCAGCUCAAAGGGGUAGCGAAAAAUGCGGAGUGGGCUCUGUGUAAAUGAGCAGUUCAGUAGUCUUAUGCCGCAGCCUCAUCUCCCUUAACCCCAGAAUCUGCCUCAACGGCCUGCUCCUGCCUCCCUCCCGCGAGUUCUCUGCCAGAGGGAGAAGGAGGCUUGGUGGCUUGGUAGCUAAUGCUAAGAAGAAGAAGGGCAAGGGCCAUAGGAAGAGGAGCUGGUGGCAAAGGUUCUUCUUUGACGAUGACGGGAAUUGGCUCGGGUUGAGGGAUGAUGACAUGCUUGAUUAUGGUGACGGUGGUGGUGGUGAUGGAGAGUAUGGGGGAAGGGGGACUAGCGAGGAGGAUGGCGAGCUAUCCGAGAGCCACAAGUUCGAGGCGUGGAAGAAGAGGGCGGAGGCAAUUGUCGAGCUGAGGGAAGCGCAGGAAGACGUGAGGAAUGAGGAGAGCCGUAUGUGGGAGGACUGGCUUGUGUACGAUGAGGCGAACACCGGGGAUGGCAGAGCUGCGGAUUCUUGGAAGCAAGAUUGGGGCGAUGGAGGUGGAAACAAUGUGGUACCUGACGGGAAUGAUUUGGUUCCCGAGAAGGGGUUUGUGGAAUCGGUUAGGGACAUUGUUCUUGGGAGGGAAGAUGAGGAUAUGCUCUACGAGGAUCGAGUCUUCCGAUAUGCCUCCUUCAACUCGGCUAAGUUUCUGGCAGUACUGAUAAUUGUUCCAUGGGCGUUGGACUUUGUGGUUCAUGACUACGUGCUCAUGCCUUUUCUGGACAGAUAUGUGAAGACUGUACCACUUGCAGCACAGGUGCUUGAUGUUAGAAGGUCGCAAAAACUGGAAAUGGUUAAGGAAUUGAAAGUCGAGAAAGCAAGAUUUCGCUUCGAAGAAGAGAUUGGCAAGUCUCCGCCGCUUUCUGAUGAGGAGGUUUGGUUGGAGCUACGACAUAGAGCGUUAGAGCUGCGAGAGGAAUGGAGAUUAGAAAACCGUAGAGCAUUUGCGAAUAUAUGGUCGGAUAUCGUGUUCGGGAUCUCGCUAUUUGUUCUUCUGUAUUUCAACCAAAGUAAAGUGGCAUUGCUGAAAUUCACAGGUUAUAAAAUAGUAAAUAACGUCUCAGACACUGGGUUAGCAUUUCUUAUUAUACUCAUCACGGACAUUUUUCUCGGGUACCACUCUGAAUCGGGUUGGCAGACUCUUCUAGAGAUAAUUGUUGAGCAUUAUGGUUUUGAAGUUGAUCAAUCAGCGAUAACAAUAUUCGUCUGCCUAAUCCCGGUUGUGAUCGAUGCUUGCGUGAAGCUCUGGUUGUUUAAGUUCCUCCCCCGACUCUCACCGAGGGUAUCAAAUAUAUUCCGAGAAAUGAAGCGGCACUAGGAGAAGCGGGGUUUCCUACGUGGAGUUCCUGUUCUCUCUCCGGAGAAAUCCUCGAGUAGCAAUUUUUUUGAGAAGAUUCUACAUUGCAUUCUUUUUGCCCGUUCAGAUCUCUACUCCAUCUUCCCCAGUAGAGGCCAUCUGAGUUUUGUCUAUAGCAAUCUCGGUGAAAUGUAACCGAUAAAGGCGCAUUCCAGUUCUAUACACCCGGUAUCAGCAAUUAUUCAUGUAAGCACAGCUUUCAUGUCGAUUUGUUUGCACUAUAUGCAGUCAUUCAAAUAAAGAGUUUCAUGGUUUACUUGUA
Punica granatum (pomegranate) is the source of this 1925-nucleotide messenger RNA. NCBI's taxonomy places the organism in Eukaryota, Viridiplantae, Streptophyta, Magnoliopsida, Myrtales, Lythraceae. The record is from RefSeq and is a predicted model, not a curated record.